AUGUUUCUUAUUGAUCGAGAAAUACCUGCAAGUGAAGACCUCAAGUCUGACGACUUCUCUUGGAGAAAUAAUGGCACGAAAAUGUCAAACAUCACCUUGAGGAAUAAAAGAUAUGUUCUUCAACGUACCUACUUUGUGCAUGCUAAGUAUAAAGACUUUAAGCGUAGGAUCUACAGUCUUUGUAAAUCAGAUGGUACCCCAUACCAGUACAUCCUCUUGUGUUAUCGAUUUGAAGAAUCAGAGCACGCAGUGUCCCCAUGCAAGAAAGCCCGCAUGCAGCCAUCUACACUGAAAGCGAUCAAGAAGAAGUUGAAGUCAGGUAAAAGCUCACGAGAUGUCUACGUGGAAACUCGACAGGAGGCUGGUGGCCUUUCAGCUUGUAAAGUUUCUGCUAGACCGUGUUCGGUCAGUCAGGUUCAAAAAAUUAAGGAACGGUCCAUUCACCACCAAAGCAGUACCUACACUGCAAGACCCGGUCAAAAAGACGAACUUUAUUCCGUGAUUCUGAAAUGCAUCGACGACAGCACACAUCCAAAUAGAUUUCUCCGAUUUGUCCAAGGAGCGCCUCAGCCACUUGCGUUUCUUUCCGAUGACCGUCAGCUACUAGACUUGGAACGAUUUUGUACGAAUCCAUGCAAGCCCGGAAUAUUGAGCGUCGACACUACUUACAACUGUGGGGAGUUCUACGUAACACCAACCACAUACCGGCAUCAGCUGCUCUUGUCGAAGAGAACAGGCAAGCACCCAGUGUUACUUGGGCCUACACUUAUUCACAAGCAUCGAGAUCAGGAAGCCUUCAGUUAUCUCGCAAGCUCCAUGACAAGACUUAAGCCAUCACUAGCGCGAAUUUUAGGUGUCGGUUGUGACAGAGACAAAGCGAUUAAGAACGGACUGACGCCCCAUUUUCCUUGUGCCGUUUUCCUGGCUUGUAAAAAGCACUUUGAGGAUGAUAUUCAGCGGAAGCUUACAGAUCUUGGUGUGAAUGGUAAUGAGAGGAAGGAAAUUGUUGCUGAUAUCUUUGGCUCCGGUGACGCGAGAGGGGGUUUGAUUGACCGAGCCACCGAGGCUGACUUUGAAAAAGACCUGGCAGAAUUGGAGCAAGUAUGGAACGAGCGUGAAAAGGCCGCCAGACAAACCAGUAGACCAGAAUUCCAUUCAUGGUUUGUGCGUUACCAAGCCAAAGACAUGAAAGAGAUGCUUCUCUAUCCAGUUAGGCGAGAUAUGGGUUUAGGAUACGAUUUCUACUACAGUAAUGACCCCGAAUCAGUGCAUCGCAAUAUUAAGGCAAGGCAAAACUACAAGGCCACGGAAAUGCCAACAGUUGUUGAAAACAUUCGAAAGGAAAAGAACGCCAAUCUCUGUUAUGUGGAAGAUGCCAUAAUUGGUAACGGACCCUUUGAAAUAGCUCCAGGGUUCGAACAUUUUAAGGUUGAUGAACACUCUUGGACAUAUGAUUGGUCGGAAGAGAAAAGGCAAAAGCAUUUAAGGGAGUUCCAUGAAGCCCUUCCAGUCGUAACCACGGUGCCAAGAGGAGGCAUUUACAGCCAGCAAAAUGAACUGGGACUUGAAGAAAGUGGGGAAGGACGUCAACAAGACCCUGAAGGUGGGGAAACUCCCCUUCAAGAAACGAGGGAAGUGCGUGAGGAGACUUCAACAGCACAUUCACUCUCCAUUCCUUUUUGUGAAACUGGCUUAUCUUCAGUUUUCUUACCAUCAUACAACAAAGCUGCUUGCUUGCUUCUUAGCAGCACUAACAUCAUGGAAGCUCCGGGAGAUCAUAAAGGUUUUCUUGUUGCAAGUGAUACGGGGGCAACUCCUUAUUUUGUAGCGGUAAAGAAAAACGGAGUCUGCAUUUGUCAGUGUAAAGGUUUUAAAACUGCCUCUCUUUGUUCUCAUUCACUUGCUGUUGCGGAUCACGUUGCCAAACUGCACGAGUACCUUUCCUGGUGUCAUUCUCGCGGUGGUCCAAACAUCACUGCAGCAGCGUCUACGUCCGCACCCAAGAAUGGGGGGAAAAAGCCUGGCCAAAAGUCUCGCAUUCGUCGAACCGGGGCCAUCGCAUCAUCAAGAAAUGAUGACAGCUACGCAGAUAGGCGUCCGUACGUGGAGACUGCAAGUGUCGAAAAUGAGCAGCAAUACCACCUUAAAUGGCUAGACAAGAUGACGGCUAGAGUAUGCUAUGGUUGCGGAGGAAAACUUCGACCUUCUGAUUCUAGUGUGCCCCCUCCUCCAUUUGACGUGGUAGUGUCAACUAAAGAGUAUCGUUCUUGGUAUGACAAGUCAACAGGAACAACAAAAAUUACGAAGAAACCGGAGGCCACCCACUACCACCUAAAUCCAGUUUGUCUCCGGGCAAAAAAUGUCCACUUCCAAGCAUCGCUUCAUGUAAGCAUCAAUUCCGAAGAUCGCCAAAGGAUGCUUGAUGUCCACAAGAAUUUUUUAAAGCAGUCUUUGAACAUCACCAUUAUCUAA
Messenger RNA from Porites lobata, 2472 nucleotides. The record is from the annotation of a GenBank genome assembly. NCBI's taxonomy places the organism in Eukaryota, Metazoa, Cnidaria, Anthozoa, Scleractinia, Poritidae.